Messenger RNA from Rhizophagus irregularis DAOM 181602=DAOM 197198, 682 nucleotides. The record is from RefSeq and is a predicted model, not a curated record. NCBI's taxonomy places the organism in Eukaryota, Fungi, Glomeromycota, Glomeromycetes, Glomerales, Glomeraceae.
CGAUAUGGUAGCAACAUUGCAAAUUCAUCGGGAUUUGUUGGUCAAAACAUUAAAGAAUACUGAUUAGAAUAUUAUGAUUCAAUGAGUAAAGGAUGUAACGAAUCAGUGUUAUUAUUUUUUAACAUUAUGUCGACGGAGAGUACAAAGACAAGAAGAAAGCAAGUUUACGACAUGAAUGAAUGGAAGUACUGCAGAGUGAAUAAUUUACUACAGCAAACUAACGCGUUGUUCUCGAUGACCUUUGUUAAAUACAUCAGGGGUGCUUCAGUGCUUAUUGUUCCACUGAAGUAAAUGAAAUAUUUUCGCUUGAAAAUGGUAUGGGAAAUAGUAAUUCAGAAUUGUUACCUGUUGGCCAGCAGCUUCAACUUUGUAAAGUUUUGGAAACCAGUGAAAAAUGGGAAUAUAACAAAUAAUAAUAAUAACCAGUUAAAGAACAUUUGACGACCACGUUCUAUUCCCAUAUUUGAAGAUGAAUUUUUUGUGCCUUUGGUGAAUUAUUAAUUUAUAGACGGAAGAUGGUUCAUGAUUAAUGUGUGAUAAAAUACUCGUUCAGAAAAAUGAAAAAUCGAAACAAUAUUUAUAGUAUUAUCUGUCUUUAUCGAUAUUAGAAAUACAAUAUUUUAAAAUUAAAUAAGUUUAAAUAAAAAUUAUUUGGUUUAUUGCACUACGCAAAAACCUUUUU